AUGCUAUGUAGUGGUUUUAUGGCUAAAGUAAUGAAAGGAAAAAAGACGCAAUCAUCAUCAGUUCAAAUACUUUCUCAAACUCCGACAACAUCAAUUGUAUCAAAUUCAACAUCAACUGAAAUUGAAAAUUGUUCAACAAAUCAAUUAUCAUCAUCAUCAUCGUCAUCUAUUCCAUUAAAUGUAAUUAACAAUAAUUUAACAAUAAAAAAACUUGUCGAUGUAUCACCGACAUCAUCACCACCACCACCAACAACAACAAAUAUCGAUGAUAAAACAACAAUGCAAUUACCACGUAGUUUAAUUAAUGAAAAUAAACCUAUUACAUUAAAUUUUCAAAUACAACCUAUUUCACAUAUAAAAACAUCACCAACUAGUUCAUUAUCAAUACAAUCAUCGAUUGAAAAUUCAACUAUAAAUGAUACCAAUAACAAUGAUAAUAAUAUUCUUAGUACACCAAAUGUAAAUGAUCAAAUUCAUACAUUAUUAACAUCGAAUCCAGUUGUUACUGAUUAUAAUAUUGGUCCAUCGAAUACUACAACAGUACCAACAACAACUUCAUCAUCAUCAUCAUCAUCAACAACAACAAAUAAAUCAGCAAUGAAUUAUGUUGAACAGUCUCAUUAUGCUUCAUAUAGAACACCGCAAACAUCAGUAUCUCAAUCAACACUUCCUUCCUAUCAUGAUUCUAUUGUUAAAUCUUCACCAACAUCAAAUAAUUUUGUGCCAACAAUAAAUAUAAAUGGUGUAGAUUGGACAACAAAUCGAUCGAGUAAUUUUACAUUUCAACCAUCAUCAUCAUCAUCAUCAUGUAUUAAAGAUGAACCACAAGAUUAUCCAAUGGUAAAUGGUAAUAUUCAAACAAAUCAUUUUGUUAAACCAAGAACUUAUACAACUCGACCAUCUAAAACUCCAUUACAUGAACGACCAUUUCCAUGUCCUGUUGAUCAAUGUCCAAGAAGAUUUUCACGAUCAGAUGAAUUAACAAGACAUAUUCGAAUUCAUACAGGUGAUAAACCAUUUCAAUGUAAAAUUUGUGAACGAGCUUUUUCAAGAUCUGAUCAUUUAACAACACAUAUUCGAACACAUACUGGAGAAAAACCAUUUUCAUGUGAUACAUGUGGUCGUCGUUUUGCUCGAUCCGAUGAACGUAAACGUCAUGGAAAAGUUCAUCAAAAAUUACGCAAUACAAAUCUAAUACAUCAUUCAUCACAACAACUUAAUUCAUUAUCUAUUUUAACAAAUAAUUUAUUAACAAAUAUAAAAGAAGAUGAAACAAAUGAUUAUGAAGAUAGUUCAUCUCAACAUAGUAUGAAUGAUUCAAAUGAACAUCAACAUUUUCAAUUACAAACUCAUUUACAUAAUCAUUGGGCAUAG
Rotaria sordida is the source of this 1374-nucleotide messenger RNA. Lineage: Eukaryota; Metazoa; Rotifera; Eurotatoria; Philodinida; Philodinidae. The record is from the annotation of a GenBank genome assembly.